ACUGUAUCGACGCAUUACGACAACUUUUGUUGACGGCCCUGCCUUGUCUAUGGGAGUGUUUCUUCGUAUUGAAUUUGUGAGGAAAUAUUUUAUUUUCAGUGAUUUAACAAAUACUAAUACGAUUUUCGCAUGACAGUGAAUAAAAUACCCAUUUGAAAUGGCGUUGGAGGGUGUAAAAAGUGAAAAAAGUGAGGAAAACAAUGGCAAUGUGCCAGAAGGCAAGGCGAACGGAAUCGACAACAAAAGUAAACAGAUAGACCCAAACACAGCCUUCUUGAGGGCCGCACGCGCCGGUCAACUCGAUACUGUCGUCGACCUGCUGGACUCCAGCGCCGUUAAAGACAUCAACACAUGUAAUUCUAACGGGUUGAAUGCUCUACAUCUAGCUGCUAAAGAUGGACACAUUUCAGUAGUCGAAGAGCUUCUCAAACGUGGCGCAAUCGUCGAUGCCGCUACAAAAAAAGGAAACACAGCACUACACAUAGCAUGUCUGGCGGGGCAGGAGUCAGUUGCGCGGGCGCUGCUGGCGGCCGGCGCGAAGGCAGAUGCACAGUCGGCCGCCGGAUUCACACCUCUGUACAUGGCGGCGCAGGAGAAUCAUGCCGGUUGCGUCAAGAUGCUGCUGGCAGCUGGCGCCAGCCAAACUCUAGCUACCGAGGAUGGCUUCACACCUCUAGCAGUAUAUUGGGGCAAUGACGACACAAGAGGCAAAGUCCGGUUGCCGGCAUUACACAUAGCAGCUAAAAAGAACGACGUGAAAGCAGCCACAUUAUUAUUAGAGAACGAACACAACCCAGAUGCAUGUUCGAAGUCCGGUUUUACUCCCCUCCACAUCGCCGCACACUACGGCAACGUUGGUGUGGCAAAGUUUUUCGCAUGCAAAUGGGGACAACUCGCCAUUUCAAUUAAUCUGCUCGUCGAGAAUGGUGCUAACAUUGCGGCUGUUACCCGUGAUGGCUUGACACCAUUGCAUUGCGCAGCUCGCUCUGGACACAGUAACGUGGUAUCACGGCUGCUACAACACGGUGCACCCAUCACUAGCAAAACGAAGAACGGUCUCACCCCUCUCCACAUGUCCGUGCAAGGCGAACACGUGGAGACGGCGAAAGUUCUACUCACAGAAGGUGCACCCAUCGAUGACGUCACCGUCGACUACCUUACAGCAUUACAUGUCGCGGCACAUUGUGGACACGUUAAGGUUGCAAAGUUAUUACUUGAUCGAAAUGCGGACGCAAACGCUCGCGCGCUCAAUGGAUUCACACCACUUCACAUUGCCUGUAAGAAGAACAGACUCAAAGUUGUCGAGCUUCUACUCAAAUAUGGAGCCAGCAAAUCAGCGACGACGGAGUCAGGUCUGACGCCGCUGCACGUGGCAUCGUUCAUGGGAUGCAUGAACAUCGCCCUCGUGCUGCUAGGUGCGGGCGCUGAAGCAGACGCAGCUACAGCACGCGGCGAGACGCCACUGCAUUUGGCUGCCCGCGCUCACCAGACCGACCUCGUGCGUGUGCUACUCAGAAACGGUGCUAAGGUGGAGGCGCGCGCGCGCGAGGAGCAGACGCCGCUGCACGUGGCGGCGCGGCUCGGGCACGCCGACAUCGCGGCGCUGCUGCUGCAGCACGGCGCGCACGCCGCCGCCGCCACCAAGGACCACUACACGCCGCUGCACAUCGCCGCCAAGGAGGGAAAAGAAGAGGUAGCGUCCAUUCUUCUCGACCACAAUGCACCAAUCGAAGCAGAAACCCGUAAAGGCUUCACGCCACUGCACUUGUCCGCCAAGUACGGCGACAUCGGCGUCGCUCGCUUGUUGUUGUCUCGUGGUGCACAGCCUGAUGCACCAGGCAAGAGUCACAUCACUCCGCUACACAUGGCCACCUACUACGGACACCCGGAUAUAGCUUUACUGCUACUCGAUAAAGGUGCAUCUCCACACUCUCUCGCCAAAAAUGGUCACUCCGCGCUUCACAUCGCCUGCCGACAUAACCACCCCGAUAUCGCUUUCGCACUACUCGAACAUGAUGCGGACCCAAGUGUCAAGUCAAAGGCAGGUUUCACACCACUGCAUAUGGCUGCUCAAGAGGGUCAUGAGGAUUGCGUCGAAAUGCUCAUAGAACGAGGUGCUGAUGUAAAUGUUCCUGCUAACAAUGGUCUGACAGCGGUGCACCUGGCGGCGGGCGAGGGCCGCGCGGGGGCGCUGGCGGCGCUGCUGGCGGCCGGCGGGCAGUGCGGCGCGCGCACCCGCGACGGGUACACGCCGCUGCACGCCGCCGCGCACCACGGACACCUCGCCGCCGCGCGCGCGCUGCUGCAGGCCCAGGCCGACGUCGGCGCCAGGGCCGCGCACGGGUUGACACCUCUGCACCAGGCGGCUCAACAAGGCCAUACUCUCAUCAUUCAACUGCUUCUGAAAAACAACGCUGAUCCUAAUGCAUUAUCCGCUAACGGACAGACUGCCUGCGCCAUCGCGGACCGGCUGGGUUACAUCAGCGCUGUGGAAGCACUACGACCUGUGACCGAAAAUACACUCAGUCAAGCUGUUGGCGAUACUGGUGGCUUGGAGGGCAAAUACAGAGUCGCCGCUCCUGAGCUCAUGCAGGAUACCUUCAUGAGCGACUCUGAAGACGAAGGAGGCGAAGUAGAGUGUCCAAUCCAGCAACAGCAACAGUACCGCUACAUGAACAGCGAGGCGGGCACGCUGCACCGGGCGAAGCCGCUCGAGGACAGCGUCACCGACGGUCACCUGUGGCCCAGCAACAAUGACAAGAAAGUGGCCACCAUCGACCGCCAACCGCUCGACAUCGGGUUUCUGGUGUCGUUCGUGGUCGAUGCCCGUGGUGGAGCUAUGAAAGCAAAGCGUCGCGGUGGUGUCCGCAUCAUCGUACCGCCAGCCGCCUGCGCCGCACCUACACGCGUCACAUGCCGUGCGGCGACUCGCAGAGCACCGGCAGCGGCGCCGCCGCCGCUAAUGGAGGGCGAGGCGUUGGCUUCAAGACUAUUGGAGUUGCAACCGCAAGGAGCCAAGUUCUUGGCUCCAGUAGUGAUUGAAGUACCCAUCUUCACAUCUUCAUGCCCCGAACGCGAGAUUGUGAUCCUACGAUCCGACACUGGUGAAACCUGGCAAGACCACUAUCUGCACAGCAAUGACAACCCUAUGAUACAGGAGGCACUGCAAAAGGAAAGACAAGAACACGGCAACAGCGGCGAGACAUUGGGCGAGAACGGCGAGCGUGUAACCCGCAUCAUCACGUGCGACUUCCCCCACUACCUGGCGGUCGUAUCUCGCAUACGGCAGGAGGUGCACAUCAUCGGCCCAGAAGGAGGCACCGUCUCCAGUGCUCAUAUACCACAGGUGCAGGCGCAGUUCCCGGCGGCGGCGCUGACGAAGCGCAUCCGCGUAGGGCUCCAGGCGCACGGCGCGGCCGCAGCGCUGCAGCGCCGCGCGCUGGGCCGGCGCGGGGCGGCGUCGCCCGUGCUCACGGUGGAGCCCCGCCGCCGCAAGUUCCACCGCACCAUCACCCUCACCGUGCCGCUGCCGCUCCACUCGGGCGGCGCGGCGGAGAAACCCCCCACGUCGAGCCUGCGGCUGCUGUGCUCCAUCAUGGGGGGGCAGGCCCGCGCCGUCUGGGAGGACGUCACCGGCUCCACGCCCCUCACCCUCACAGAGGACUGCGCCUCCUUCACCACCACGGUGUCCGCCAGGUUCUGGUUGAUGAACUGUCAGAACGUCAGCGACGCAACAAAGUUAGCCACCGAAUUAUACAGAGAGAUGCUGGUGGUGCCGUUCGAGGCACGCGUGGUGGUGCUCGGCAAGCGGCUGGAUGCACUGGAAGGCCGCCUGCUCGUGCUUUACAUUACCGAUAGAUACGCUUACGACACACUGCUUCAUCAGGAACACUACACGGAAGUGGCACACUCGACGUCGGUCCGUUUCCUGGACGGCAAAGAAGUAUACCUAGAAUUCUCGGGAAACCUCAUUCCAGUUACUAAAUCUGGCAGCCAGCCUAUGUUGACAUUCGAGGCAUUCAAAGAUAACCGCGUCGAGUUCACGGUGCGCGUGAAACACCAUGAGGAGAGUCCCUCCGGAAGAAUUUACUUCAUGAACGAACCCAAGGUGCCCAAGGGCGAGCAGUCACAGACUCCGGCGUGCGUACUGGAUGUGCAGCUUCCGGACAGCAUCGUGCCUCGCGCUGGAAAGAGCCAGCUCGACUAUCUUAACCUGGACCAAUCCGGCUUCGACGCAUUGAAAGACGAAUUGAGCUUCCACUGGGGAGGCGAUCACAACAAUAGCCUAGGCCCCGGUUCACUACCUUACCAGAACGACAAACAGAUAAACGGACACGAUAAAAUUAUAACCAAUGGUGACGUCAAAUAUCCUACGAAAGACACAGAUGACUCGGUCGCCAAACCUCAAGUGAAUGGUGACACAGUACACGUAGAUUCAAACAAAACUAAAGCAACAUUCGAUUCCGAUGAGGAUAAAACACCAAUGAAUACUUUAGAGAAAGGUAAAAAGAAAGCAGAAGGAGGUUCCUUCUUUGGAGGUCUCGCAGGCAAAGUAAAAAAUGUGUUCAGUCACAGCGAAGACAAAGACGAGGAAACCCACGAAUCGUCACCAAAACCUCAGCCGAAGCCCAGGGAGUCUAAAGAAAAGAGCCCACCGAAACCUGCUCCCAGAGUUAUAAACGAGGACUUACUGGAUAAAGUUGAAGACAUGUUCAAGGAUCUUAAGCAGAAACCAGCGCAUAAGCAUGAUGACGAUUUGCAAAGUGAAGUGUAUACUACAAAGUUAGUAAUCAAUGAAAAUGACCGUCCUAUUAACGAAAUACAAGAGGAAGUUUAUAAUCAAUAUGCAAAUAUGCAACCAGUGGAAACGCCACAAUAUAAUAAAGUAAAAGAUCCAUUCCAGUAUCCUAAAUGUUGUGACAGUAAAUAUAAACACAGUCAUGAAGAAACGUCAAAUUUACAAGAUAUUAUAGAACACACAAACUUUGCAACGCACGAAAAAUUGCAGGAAGGCAGUGGUAGUGUAAAAAAUAGCUUAAACGAUGGCUUGGCUAAAUUGGAAAAAGAAAAGGAAAAUGUCAAACAGAAAGCAGAUGAAACUAAAGAUAAUGUUGUUGAGAAAUGUGAAAAAGUAAAAGAUGACGUGAACAGUAAAAAACAGCAAUUCGAAACAAUUCUUCAGGAUAAAGUGCAUGGUGCCCAAGAAAAAUUAAAUGAUCUUAAAGAAUCAGCACAAGAGGUGCAAGAUAAUAUCAAUGUUAAAGCAUCAGAUAUAUCUUCAAAGGUUGCUACUGAAUUUAAUAAUAUAAACUCUACCACAAAAGGUAACGUUGAUCACCUUAUACACACUGCAAGUGGAGUUACAGUAGAUUUAAAAGACAAAGCAAACGAAAUUAACUUUGCAGCUUUAGAAAGAGCAGAACAACUCAGACUUAAAGGAGAUGAUAAGUUAUCUGAGGCUGGAAAAAUUAUUGAAAAUAAAAGCAAUGAUCUCAAAAACAAAGCAGACGAUUUUGGAAAUCACAUUAAAACAAAAACUCGCGAUGGUAUCGAUGUUAUGGCGGAUUCCAUUAACAGUGUGAAAGAUAAUUUAAGUAAUACAGCUCAAGAAGUAAAGAGUGGAAUUAAUGAAGCUACUGUUAAGAUUGAAGACGAACUAAACCAAUCAGUUGACAAUGCAAAAGAAAAAGCUGCAGACCUCAAAACUAAAACUGAUAACGCAAAAGAUGACAUUAAAUCUGAAGUUAAAAAGAAGUCGAAAGAAGGCAAAAACUUUUUCACUGGACUUGUACAUAAUAUAUUUGGAGAAAAAGAUAAAAUUGAAGAUGAAGUUAAAGGGAAAAUUGCUGAAGGUAAGGAAUCGGCUAAAGAAUUAGCGCGAGAAGCCUCAAUCAAGAAGAAACAGAUUGAAAAAGAUGUUUUAAAAAAUAAAAAUGAAAUUAUAGAGAGUGCAGAACAGUUGGCUCGGAAUGUUCAUGACAAAAAAGAAGAAGUAACUAAAGCUAUUAGUGAUAAAAAAAGUGAAACAGAAAUGACCGUACGUGAUAAAACGGAGGAUCUGAAGAAAACUGCACAAAAUAAAACAGAAGAAAUUAAAGUAGCUACUCAAAAUGAAGUCAAUGAAAUUACAAAACAGGUCCAGGAUAAAAAAGACGAAGUGACUAAAGCUAUUAGUGAUAAAAAAAGUGAAACUGAAAAGGCUAUACGUGAUAAAACGGAUGAUCUAAAGAAAACUAUACAAGAUAAAACAGAGGAAGUCAAAGUUGCUACUCAAAGUAAAGUCGAUGAAGUUACAAAAGAGAUUCAAGAUAAAAAGGAAGAAGUAACUAGUGCCAUUCAAAAUAAAAAGGACAGUGUAGAAAAAUCUAUCCAUGAUAAAGCUAAUGAUGCUUUAACGUUGCUUCAAGAUACUAACAAUACAUUCCAUAGUGAAAAAGAAAAUUUGCAAACAAUUGCGCAAAAUAAAGUAGACGAAGCAAAACAGAACCUUCAAAAUAAAAGUCAUGCAGUUAUAAGGGCUGUAGAAAAUAAAACGGAAGAAAUAGAUCAAACAAUUAAUGAUAAGAGAGAUGAAAUAACCAAAUCAUUACAUGAUAAGAAAGAUGAAUGGGAGAAUGCCAUUCACGAAGACGCUAAUAACGCGCUCAAUGCCGUUAAAAAUACAAAAGAUGAAAUAAAAUCUGCUGUUCAAAAUAAAAACGUUGAGAUAAACGAAGCGCUCUCCAAUAAAAAAGAGGAAGCAAAAACAGAAUUAGAUAGAAUAAGAUAUGAAGCAGAGCAAACGACUGAAGAGAUAAAGAGAUCUGCUGAAGAUGCUUUGAAUGCUGCAGUUGAAAAGGGCAAAGACGGAUUUGACAGUGUUCAGAAGGCAGCUAUUGACAAUGUAAACAGUGUGCAGAGAUCAUCUAAGCAAGCGUUCGAUCACGUUCAAGAUUCUACCCUAGGUACUCUCGAUAAAGUCGAAAGUUCAGCUAAGGAUAAUGUGAAAGACGCUAAAGAUACAUGGGAAGAUCUGCAAAGUUCUACGCGUGACACGUAUGCAGAUUUUAAGGAUGAUGUUCACAGUUUGGGUAGUUCUGCGCAGGAUACUUUACAUAGUUUCCAGAGUUCUGCUGGUGAUACCUUUGAUAGCUUAGACGAUUCUGCGCGAGAGGUCUUUGGUGGAGUUCAAACUACGACUCAGAAUGCUGAGACUCGCUCCAAAGAGUUAUUUGGUGACUUAAAAGAUUCUUUUGAGGGUUUCCAAGUGUCUGCGGAUAAUAAGUUAGAGGAUGUCAAGGGCGCUGCUAAAAACACUUUGGAGGAGACUGAACAAAGGUUAGGCGAGAGUAUUCGUGGUACAGAACAGGCAGUUGUGGAUACAGUCACCACCGAAGCGGACAAAUUUACCAGCAGUCUCAAUGACUUGGGCAACUCUGUGUUCGGAUCUUCAGGCAAAGGAUUCAUGAAAGAUUCAAGUUCCAAAUUAUUGGAAUCCGAAAAAGCACAGUCUUCGCCGCACAAAAAGGGUUCAGGAAUACCGAAGCUAAAGCGGAAGAAAUAGACGGCGAACGAACGGCGAACGCAAAUUGUAUGAUAUAGUUGUUUAGUUUUAUUUAUUAUUGUUACGCUUUUUACAAUUAAGCGAUUAUUUCAAUCUAUUCCAAAAUAAAUAGCGACGAAUUAUUACUGAUUAGUAAUUACCUCAUAUAUUAAUUUAUUUUUCUGUGUAACAAAAAUUUUGAAUGAAAUAAUCGUUUUAUUAGUAGAUAGGCGCACUGUAUGUAACGUAACACGAUGUUCUAUAUAUAGAAGAGAUUAUUUGUAUGUUCAUCCGGAAUAGUCACUCCCAUAAAUUAAAUUAAGUAUUUUAUUGUGUAAAAAAUUUACUAUUUACAUUUUGACAACUGAUAACAAUUCCGAUUUCAAAGAAAUCAAUUUAUUAAAUGUUUUUAACUUAUAUACAUAUAUAAAUUAAAAAAAACAUUGAAUUUAAUGUUUAUUUAUAUUUAAUCAAUGAACGAAUCUAUUACAAUCUUGCCUAACUCAAUAUUAUAAUUUUACAAUGUUGACUUUUAAUGUAAAACUUAUUUUUGAAAUCUCAGUGACGAAAUUAUGUAACAUUUUAAUUGACGAAUGUGCAUUUUAAUAUUAAAAUUUAAGUAUUUAUAAUAAAUAGAUGUCACUAUCAAUGUUUUGUGUUGCAUAAUUUAUUUAAUUUAACAGUGUUUUCUUUAUAAAGUUUACGUAGCUUUGUACAGUUUUUGAUAUAUUUAGACAUGUUAUUUUGCGUGCAUGUUGCAACGCUGUCUCAUUUUUUUAUAAAUAACAUUUUUACUUUUAGACUCGCUUGAUCAAUAGAUCUGCUAGUUUAUUUUUAUUCUGUGGCACCAACACUACUGGCUACUGCAGUAUAUUCGAUCUACUUGUGUCACAAAACUACUUCAAUCAGUUGUACAAUAUUUCUUAAUUUACUAUGAAUAUUUUUUGUAACGAAAAAGAAAGUUAUAGAGAUAUAGUACAAGAAUUUAUUGCAAAAAUUUUAAGAGAUAUUAGUUUAUUGUCAAAGCUAUAUACAGGUAUAUUUUACCUGCAACGUCUCUCUAAAAAUUGUUACAUAAGGUAUUAUAAGAGAAUGUUCUCAAUUG
Achroia grisella is the source of this 8627-nucleotide messenger RNA. RefSeq names its product ankyrin-3-like. The record is from RefSeq and is a predicted model, not a curated record. NCBI's taxonomy places the organism in Eukaryota, Metazoa, Arthropoda, Insecta, Lepidoptera, Pyralidae. Gene Ontology annotation, molecular function: protein binding.